AUGUCAGAUGAGGAGGACGGUGAUGAUUCAUACGUGGAAACUAGUUCUCAUAUUGACGUUCUGGAUGUCCCUUCCCCGAGCGUCCAUACAAUGGAUGCACCUGCCAGCCCAGAUACUAUGGCGCCAGCAGACGAAACGGUCAGCCAAAUCCAGCCGCAGAUCAACGGUUCUGUGCGACAAACCACCCCCGGUAUGCCUCAGAGUCAGGAGGCACCCUCUGCUGAAGUCGAGGCCCGUCGACUCCAUAACUCGGUCCGGGAGAUCUGGAAUCAAAUCUCUCAAUUCUACAUCAACUAUCCCGCUCCGGACGUGAAUGUUCACCAGACAGAUAAAUGGGAGGCUGAUUGCGAGGACAUCCAUUUUUUGCUUUUAAAGUGGACCAGAGACCUGCCUCUACAAUACGCAGUGGUGAAUGGGGAGGUUCCAACGGAUGCUCCAACAGAUUUAAUUGUGGCCCACCUGGAGUAUCGGGUCGCACAAAUCAAAUGGUAUGGGCCAAUGCACAACUGUGAUCCCUCGCGGAGACCCCAUGGGAUGUUCAAGAGUCCGGAAAGGAUCUGUGUGAAUGCUGCCAGGGAGAUUGUCUCGAUCCUGGAACAACAUCUCCGGCGAACACCGCUGGAUAUGAUCGGCCCCCAUUUGAAGGCCCUGGCAACGGCGACCCUCACCGCAUUCAAUGCUCUCAAAGAUCACGCUCCUUGUCCAGAUCAAGACAUACUUAUGACCCAGAGAAUGGCACAAAUGCUUGCAAGUCUCCUCAAUGUGCUGGUAAGUGAUGUGUCCGGCAACCUGGCCACAUCGAAGGAGCUCUUGCUUCCCGGAAGCACCCCCUGCGUACCUAUGAAUGCGCCCAACACUCUCAGGCGAGGACCAGGCGAAGUUCCAGAUGCAUCCAACCAACACAAUAAUCCUGGAUUUGUCCCCUCGCCAUCAACUCGAACGGGGAAUGGUCCGCUCAAGGAGGAAGAGGCCAACCUGAACACCCAUGCAAGUGCAGCAGGACCCUCUAAUCUCAUUGGGGGGCCUAAUGAUGAACGACAACGGCGACAAGCAGCAGCGAGCCCAUUGACCUAUGCAGCACCGUCUGAAAUAUCUCAAAACCCUUUCAGCGAGACCGUCCUCCUCCUGGCCGAUCAGCUUAUCUCUCGCAUCGAAUACAUUCACGCUAAGUCCUUCAUCCACCGUGACAUCAAACCAGACAACUUCCUGAUGGGUAUUGGCAAGAGAGGCAACCAGGUCAACGUGAUCGACUUUGGUCUGGCCAAGAAGUACCGCGACCCCAAGACUUAUUUCCACAUCCCAUACCGCGAGAACAAGAACUUAACCGGCACGGCUCGUUAUGCCUCGAUCAACACUCACUUAGGGGUGGAACAAUCUCGCCGUCACGACAUGGAGUCUCUAGGCUAUGUCAUGCUCUACUUCUACCGUGAGGUUCUAUACCGUGGUUUCCCUAACGAGUUCGCCAUCUACCUCAACUACACCCGCUCUCUCCGCUUCGAUAACAAGCCAGACUACUCGUACUUGAGGAAUAUUUUCCGGGAUCUCUUCGUCCGAGAAUCGUUCCAACACGACUACGUCUUUAACUGGACCGUCUACAAAUACCAGAAGAAUGCUCAGGCCAUCGCCUAA
This is a messenger RNA of Fonsecaea monophora, 1629 nucleotides long. RefSeq lists its product as hypothetical. Gene Ontology annotation, biological process: signal transduction; peptidyl-serine phosphorylation; endocytosis. The transcript is spliced from 7 exons. Lineage: Eukaryota; Fungi; Ascomycota; Eurotiomycetes; Chaetothyriales; Herpotrichiellaceae. Gene Ontology annotation, molecular function: ATP binding; protein serine/threonine kinase activity. The record is from RefSeq and is a predicted model, not a curated record. The coding region runs from base 1 to 1629 and encodes 542 amino acids. Gene Ontology annotation, cellular component: nucleus; cytoplasm.